AAGAUGCAAUGUUUAAGGUGGCGUCACUUACUACUACUGGGAAGUACAGAGAGGAAUUAUUAUACUGGCGCGUAUCGACCGAGUAAAAACAAUUUGCCCCUCGUCGUUUACACAUUUCAGCUUCAACUAUUUAACGCAGUUAACACUCAACAAUCAUGGAAAUAUCGCAUGAAAUAUUGGACGCAAUGGAUAUUGGUAAUGACAAAGAUGUGAUGGAAGUACUGAAGCAUGCGAUUUCAGAAGAGAAUGUUAUCCUGGAGUCAGAGACUACAGAGGAUUCUGAGGAAACAGAAAUUGAAGAAAUCAUCGAAAUAAUAGAAGAAGUAGAAGAAGAGAAAGAAGAAUUGCAGGAUGAUACAGCUCUUGUAGAAAAUGAAGACAAAGCGAAAACAGACAUGGGAGUGUAUACUUUCGAGGAAACACAUUCGGGGAAGAAAGGUGAGAAGAAAUAUGGGAAUCAUAAAAGCAAUAGUAAGCAAGUUAUAAGAUACGACGUGGAUGAGGACUGGCAAGAUGAAGACAUGGAAGAGGAGGAACAGUACGAAGUGAAAUAUGAACGUAAUUUAAGUCAAAGCGAAGAGUUCUUGCAAGAACUGAAAGUACCAAAUAAUAAUAGAAAAUAUGUAAAUAAGCAACAAAAUUCUUUGCAAAUGAAUAGAUCGGAAUCUUUAGAUCAUAUAGAAUCUAUGGAUAAGAUUGAAAACUCGAAAUUAACUCAAGAAUUCGAAAAUAAUGUGAGUAAUUACGAAUAUGAUGAUAAUAACGUAAGUCAUGAAAUUGUGAAGAAUACCGAGAAUAAUCUGUUGUAUACUGUUCUUGGUAUAAAGAAGCCGAGCUCUGUAAAAGCAUUACAGAUGGAUAAAGUCUCGGAUGCUAAUUACAUUAAGAUGGAACAUCUUAAUGAGAAUUCUUUACCAGUUGAUGGGGCAAUUUAUUAUGAAGGAGAGAACAUGGAAACGGUGUAUGUUGCGGAGAACACGGACGAUAAUGAACAAUAUUCUUAUGAAACUGCAGCAAUAGAAAAUGAGGAACAGGCAUGGGAAGCAAGUAACUCGGAUACAAAUCAAAAUCAGGAAAAAGAAGUUUUCCAGGACCAAAUAUUUCUACACGAAGACGAAGAGGGGCAAUUGUACUUCAAAGACGACACCGGUGCAUUGCAACCUGUGUAUUUAACUGAAGAUGGGCACUACGCUAUUGCUGAUACCAGCGAUGACCAAGGGAGCAAGGACCUGCCAACUAAGUCUCAACAGAGUGAUAAACAAAUAGACGAAGAAUCUUAUUCUGCAACGGAAAGCGAACUCAAGUCCUCUCAAAAUAAUAGACAGAAUGUGGUGCCUGCUACUGAUAUCGACAACGAAGAUAAUACUGUAACUAUAUCUUUAAUAAUAUCCGAGGAUGAACACGGGCAGAAAAGGACUCAAGUCAUCAUACCCACAACGGACAAUUUGAAGUGUGACAUUUGUAAUAAAAGUUUUAAAACAUCUUUCCAGUUACUUCGACACAAUAGACUGAAACACGCUCGUGAAGAAGAUAUUACAACCAGAAACUUCCCAUGCGACUUGUGCCCCAAGAGGUAUCCAGAUCAGAACUCCUUAGCCCGUCACAGAAAGACUCACACUGGUGAUCGACCAUUUCAGUGCCUCGAGUGCCAUAAAAACUUUCCGACGUCCACCGCUCUACGUCGUCACAUGACGCUUCAUAAUUCGCAAUCUCGACCUCUUCCGUGCAUUUACUGCGGUCGCCGCUUCGUAGACAAAGCUAGUCUGGUCAAACACGAGCAGUCGCAUUUGGCUGGUGAUCAGCGGACCCACACGUGCGAUGUAUGUCAUAAGUCAUUCUUACAUGCAACUGAUCUGAGUCUACAUAAAAAAUAUCAUGAUCCCGAUAAGAAAUUUGACUGUGAGGUUUGUGGUCGAGAGUUCAACAGAUUGAACAAUUUGCAGAGACAUAUGAUGGUACAUCAACAACAAGGGGCGAACCAGGAGAUACUUUCUUGCGACGUGUGCGGCAUCACCUAUAAGUUCAUGAGUUCACUGACCAGGCACAUGGUGACGACCCACAUGAACCCGGAAAAAUUGAGACAACAGGCCGAGGAGCAACGGAGGAAGCGCGAAAACAAUUAUCGUCGUUAUCUGGAGAAUCGGAAAAUGUACGAGACUCAGCAGGCGAGCUCCUACAACCCUAAGCGAACUUAUCACACCCGUCUGCACAGCGAAAGUAACGACGACGAGGUGGCUUGAUUUGCAUUUUUGAGCUAACGUUCAACAAUGAGAAGUACCACAAUAGAAUCAUAGUUUUAUAAAAUAAAUGAAAACAGAAGUAUGAUAUUUAACUGUAACGUAGUGAUAGUCUUUUUGCUAUAAUUUAAAUAUAUACGACUCACGUAGUGUUUGAGAUGUUAAUGUAAUUACAUAUCUUUAUAUGAAUUUCGCAUUGGCAUUAUCUGGCACUCUAGAAAAAUGCAGGACAUGUAUUGGAAGUGAAUUACUAUACAUGCAAUCAUGUUCAUUUCAUUUUGUUUGUACGCUAAAUAUGUACCUACAUUAUAGAUGAUAUAAUUAUGAUCAGUAAUAUUUUAAUAUAUGCAUAUUUUAUUGUAUUUUCGAUGUAAUUAUACUCAUAUGAUGUAGCUAAGUACAAAAUACUGUUAAGAGGAAGGAGGAGAAAAAUUUAUAAGUCGAUUUCGUACAUACGACAAAGUUUCUAUUGUAGUGAUAUGAAUAUUGUAUAAACAUUAUAUGAGAAUGAGAGGAAUACAUAUAAGCUGAUUUUUUUAUAUUAA
Messenger RNA from Ceratina calcarata, 2782 nucleotides. Its product is annotated as zinc finger protein 62. Gene Ontology annotation, molecular function: DNA-binding transcription factor activity, RNA polymerase II-specific; RNA polymerase II transcription regulatory region sequence-specific DNA binding. Gene Ontology annotation, biological process: regulation of transcription by RNA polymerase II. Lineage: Eukaryota; Metazoa; Arthropoda; Insecta; Hymenoptera; Apidae. Gene Ontology annotation, cellular component: nucleus. The transcript has 7 exons. The record is from RefSeq and is a predicted model, not a curated record. Bases 156 to 2240 code for a protein of 694 amino acids.